AUGGCGGGCAGUGGUGGCUCGCUGCUGCGCGGCUUCCUGUCCCUCUUCUUCCUCCUGUUCCUCCACAUUGGCCACGCCAGCUGCUGCUUCUCCCCCGGCCCUGCCGCGCGGGCGCGGGAGGAGGACGAAGCAGCGGACGCCGAUGGCGAUGGGAAGGUAGGCGGUGGAGGUGGGAGCAGCAAGAGGAGGAAGACAUCGCCGUUGAUCUUCUCCCCGGCAGCGUCGUCCUCUGCCGUUACCAGCGAUAGAGUCAGAGGAGCCCCGGGCAGGCACGUGUCGUCUCUCGCCACCAGCCUCCGGUUCUACCUCCACCGCAUCUUCUCCUCCUCCGGGUCCGGGGCCAAGAACGGCGGCACCGUUGCGGGCAGCAGGGAGGAAGAGGAGGUGGUGACCACCACCGUAUCUUCGCCGCUUGCCCAGUCUCUGCCGCACCAGCCUUCGACGUCGGUGGUGCUGUCCACGCCGUCGUCACCGUGCGCGUCGUCGCCGUUCAUGUCGCCGCUCUCGGUGCGCUCCCUCAGCGCCACCCCCGUCCCGUCCUCGCCGCAGAAGCUGAUGCAGGCGAGCAGGCAGUCGUCGCGGUCGUUCGCCGCCCGCGGCGACGUGUUCCCCUGCAAGGUGUGCGGCGAGGUGCUGGGCAGGCCGCAGCUGCUGGAGCUCCACCAGGCGAUGAAGCACUCCCUGUCGGAGCUCACCCACCUCGACUCCAGCCUCAACAUCAUCCGCAUGAUCUUCCUCGCCGGGUGGAAGCCCGCCGCGGCAUCCGGUGCCGGUGCCGGCAAGGCCCCCGCGGUGCGCCGCAUCCUCAGGAUCCACCACAACCCGCGCGAGCUGGCCCGCUUCGAGGAGUACCGCGACCUCGUCCGCGCCCGUGCUGCCCGGCGCUGCGGCGAGGGCGCCGUCGUGGAGGAGCGCUGCAUCGUGGACGGCAACGAGCGCCUGCGCUUCCACUGCUCCACCAUGCUCUGCUCCCUGGGCGGCGGCGGCGUGUGCGGGAGCCCCUACUGCUGCGUGUGCAGCACCCUGCGGCACGGCUUCGCGGGCAAGCAGGCCGACGUGGACGGCAUCGCCACCUACGCCUCCGCGUGGGCCGCGCACGCGUCCCUGCCCGCCGACGUGGAGCGCGAGUUCGCCUUCCUCCAGGUGCGCCGCGCCAUGCUGGUGUGCCGCGUCGUGGCGGGCCGCGUCGCCCGAGGCCCCGCGGACGACAAGGUGGCCUACGACUCCAUGGUCCCCGUGCGCGGCGGCGUCAGCGCUGUCGGGGGCGACGACGUCGAGCUGCUGGUGUACAACCCCAGAGCAGUGCUCCCGUGCUUCGUCAUCCUCUACAGCAGCUAG
Molecule: messenger RNA, 1338 nt
Organism: Miscanthus lutarioriparius
Lineage: Eukaryota; Viridiplantae; Streptophyta; Magnoliopsida; Poales; Poaceae
Source: the annotation of a GenBank genome assembly